Messenger RNA from Leptopilina boulardi, 1603 nucleotides. Its product is annotated as DNA polymerase beta-like. Gene Ontology annotation, molecular function: DNA-directed DNA polymerase activity; DNA binding. Gene Ontology annotation, cellular component: nucleus. The coding region runs from base 130 to 1146 and encodes 338 amino acids. The transcript is spliced from 6 exons. Gene Ontology annotation, biological process: double-strand break repair via nonhomologous end joining. Lineage: Eukaryota; Metazoa; Arthropoda; Insecta; Hymenoptera; Figitidae. The record is from RefSeq and is a predicted model, not a curated record.
GUCUGGGUUGUUAGCUAACUUCACAUCGUUUACAUUUCUACGCACUUUUUGCUAUUUGAAAAUAUAUAUACAAAAUACGUAAAUGUAAACAUUUAAUUUUAUUUACAAAAAUUGUUUUCUAUUCUAAAAAUGGGCAAAAGAAAAGCACCUGAAAAUUCUGAAAAUCCAAAUCAUGAUUUGUGUGAAUUUUUAACAGAGCUUGCAAAUUAUGAGCGUAAUGUUACUAAAAAUAUUUAUAAAUCCAAUGCAUAUCGAAAGGCAGCAGUGACUCUCAGUAAAUUAUCAGAAAGAGUGAAAAAUGGAAAAGAGGCGAAAAAGCUGCCUGGAAUUGGUGAUAAAAUUUCAAAAAAAAUUGAUGAAUUUUUAGAAACUGGAAAAUUGCAAAAACUCGAAGAUAUAAAAAAAGAUGAAGGAAAUUUAGCAAUUAAUCUACUUACAAGAGUAUCCGGAAUUGGUCCAUCGAAAGCGAAAGAAUUGGUGGAUUCUGGAAUAAAAACUUUGGAAGAUUUAAAAUUGCAUCAGGACAAAUUAACCCAUCAUCAAAAACUUGGUUUAAAAUAUUUUGAAGAUUUUGAGAAAAAAAUACCACGCAUGGAAAUUAAGAAAAUCGAGAAAAUUCUCAAGGAAGCGAUAAAUAAACUCGAUGAUAAAUAUUUAAUAACAAUUUGCGGAAGUUACAGACGUGGAAAAGAAGAAAGUGGCGAUAUUGAUGUUUUAUUGACUCAUCCAAAUUUUACAUCAUCAAUUAAAGAAUCGAAAAAGAAAAAUAAUCAAAUUUUAAAAUCUAUCAUUCAAUGUCUUGAAAAAGUAAAAUUAAUCACUGAUACAAUUUCACUUGGUGAAACAAAAUUUAUGGGAGUUUGCAAACUUACCACAGAUGAGAAAGCUUUGUUUAGAAGACUCGAUAUAAGACUUGCACCUUAUGAUCAAUAUUAUUGUGCAGUUUUGUAUUUCACGGGUAGCGAUUUGUUCAAUAAGGAAAUGCGAGCUCAUGCUUUGGAGAAGAAAUUCACUCUAAAUGAAUAUACAUUGAGACAUUUGACUCUGGAAGGAGUUCCAGGAGAGCCGGAAAAAAUUACCAGCGAGGAGGAUAUUUUUAAAAUUCUUAAUUAUCCAUACAAAACUCCAGAGGAAAGAAAUGAGUAAAUUUUCAUUUUUUUAGGGAACGUGAAGAUAAUUAAGUAUAAAUGCCAAUGAAAUUUCCAUAAAUUUAUAGUUCUACUAUAAAAUUUAAUUCAAUAUUUAAAAACUUAAGUUAAAAAAUAAAUAAUUUAACUUAAUUAAAAACCAAAAAUUUUUGUAAACUAUUUAAAAAAAAACUCUAAGAGUAAUCCUAUUUCAGGGUGGCCGUUUUUUUCACCAAAAAAAAUUCCCGGUCAUUUCCCGGUCAUGAAUUAUUUUUCCCGGUCAUAAAGGAAAAUUCCCAAAAAAAUUAUUCUAUAAAUUUAUUGAAUAUUGACUCUUUAUUAAACAUAAAACAUAUAAAUACGUAAUAUACAUUUAAAAAAAAACGUUUUAUCACGUUUAUCACAUUUUGUUUCUUACUUAAUGUUUAUAAUAAACACAUACUAUAUAUUUUUUUAAUAAAAUAAACUUUUUCGUA